AUGCCCCUUUUGCCAGACUGUCCCAGUAUCUCUGAGCUGCUCAUGGGAGGCAGCUAUGGGGACCAGUGCUGGAGCAUCCAGAGCCCGCCACACAAAGCCAGCUCCUUAGUUGUCUUCAUCCUCAAUCAGAAACCUCCUCCUCUUGUGGAUCCUCAUGGGCUCAGGACAGCCUGUCUCUUUAGUGACCCUGCUUCUGGAGCCUACAAAGAAUUGGUCACUUUUGCCAGAUAUGCACUGGCCAAGUUCUUUGCAUUGACUGAAGUCAGCCACAAGGCCUUUGUGGAACUUCUUUUCUGGAAGAACACAGCUGUGCGGCAGCAGCAGCAGCGGCAGCAGCAGCAGGAGCAGGGAGCAGCCUUUCCAAGGUUUCUGUCAUCUGAAAAUGAGGGGCUGAUCUCAGAGUGUGAGAAGGGUGCUGGGAAAGCCCUUAUCCAGUCUUCUACUAUCAUGCCCCAAACCUCAGUCCCCAUGGAGGAUGCCUCAUCACGCCCUCAGUUCUGCAAGUGGCCAUGUGAGUGCCCCCCAACCCCACCCCGAUGCCCGCCUGGCAUCAGCCUGAUCACCGAUGGCUGCGAGUGUUGCAAGGUGUGCGCUCAGCAGCUGGGGGACAAUUGUACCGAGGCAGCCACUUGUGACCCUCACAGGGGCUUGUACUGCGACUACAGUGGGGAUCGCCCGAGGUACGCAAUAGGAGUGUGUGCACAAAUGGUUGGUGUAGGCUGUGUCCUAGAUGGGGUGAGGUACAGGAAUGGCCAAUCUUUCCAGCCCAACUGCAAGUUCAACUGUACUUGCAUCAAUGGGGCUGUGGGCUGCAUUCCACUCUGCACCAACUCUCGCCCACCACGUCUCUGGUGCCCUAACCCUAAGAGGAUCAAGAUGGCAGGCCGAUGCUGCGAGCAGUGGAUCUGUGAUGAUGCAAAGAAACCUCGGAAGACCUUGCCACGACAUAUCUCUCCCUCAGCUUCUGAAAGAGACAUUGAGUCAUGGCAGAAGAACUGUAUUGUCCACACAUCUUCCUGGAGUCCCUGUUCUAGAAGCUGUGGGAUGGGAAUUUCUAUCAGAAUCUCCAACAACAAUGAGAAAUGCCAGCUAUCAAAGGAGAGUCGCCUGUGUAACCUGAGACCCUGUGAGGUGAACAUCACCCAGCACAUCAGGCCAGGGAAGAAGUGCUUGGCUGUGUAUCAACCAGAGCUUCCAGUGAACUUAACCAUCUCUGGCUGUGUGAGCACCAACAGCUACAGGCCCAAGUACUGUGGAAGCUGCACAGAUAAUAGGUGCUGUACCCCCUACAAGUCCAAGACCAUUGUUGUGAAUUUCCAGUGUCCUGAUGGCCCAGGCUUCUCCUGGAAACUUAUGUGGAUCAAUGCUUGCUUUUGCAACCUGAGCUGUAGGAACCCCAAUGACAUCUUUGCAGACCUAGAACAAUACCAAGAUUAUGCAGAAAUAGCCAACUAG
This is a messenger RNA of Trichosurus vulpecula (common brushtail), 1455 nucleotides long. It is a transcript of the gene CCN4, whose product is annotated as cellular communication network factor 4. The transcript has 8 exons. Bases 1 to 1455 code for a protein of 484 amino acids. Gene Ontology annotation, cellular component: extracellular region; extracellular matrix. NCBI's taxonomy places the organism in Eukaryota, Metazoa, Chordata, Mammalia, Diprotodontia, Phalangeridae. Gene Ontology annotation, molecular function: integrin binding; heparin binding. Gene Ontology annotation, biological process: cell adhesion; signal transduction. The record is from RefSeq and is a predicted model, not a curated record.